Rotaria socialis is the source of this 612-nucleotide messenger RNA. NCBI's taxonomy places the organism in Eukaryota, Metazoa, Rotifera, Eurotatoria, Philodinida, Philodinidae. The record is from the annotation of a GenBank genome assembly.
AUGGAACAAAUCUAUGUUUUAAAAUGUAAAAACAAUAAAUAUUAUGUUGGAAAAACAUCAAAUAUUGCUCGACGAUUUAGUGAGCAUUUAAAUGGGGAAUACGGCAGUGAAUGGACAAAACUUUAUAGACCUUAUGAAAUGAUUGAACAUGAAAAUGUCACCAGUGAUUUUGAUGAAAUGAAAAAAACAUUAGAGUAUAUGAAAAACUUCGGUAUAGAUAAUGUGAGAGGUGCACAAUGGUCAAAUAUAAAUUUAACAUCGAUACAACGAGACACUAUAAGGCAAGCAAUGAAUACAGAUCGAUGUUAUACUUGUGGAGAAGCUGGACAUUUCUCGAGCAAUUGUAAUGUUCGAAAUCAGUCCAAUCGUAUUUCACCAACAGUACGAUGCUUUUCAUGUGGAAAUUAUGGUCAUUAUGCCAAUAACUGUAACUUUAAUCGUAAGACAAUGAGAUGUGACCGAUGUGGUAGAGAUUCACAUUUGGAAGAUAAUUGUUAUGCUACUUUCGAUAUAGAUGGUCGACAGUUAGAUUGCGCUCGAUGUGGCCGAGACUCACAUAAUGUCAACGAAUGUUACGCCACAUAUGAUAUAGAUGGACGAAGAAUAAAUUGA